Triticum aestivum (bread wheat) is the source of this 1366-nucleotide messenger RNA. RefSeq lists its product as uncharacterized. The record is from RefSeq and is a predicted model, not a curated record. NCBI's taxonomy places the organism in Eukaryota, Viridiplantae, Streptophyta, Magnoliopsida, Poales, Poaceae. The transcript is spliced from 2 exons. Bases 1 to 1041 code for a protein of 346 amino acids.
AUGGACCACUGCAACGGCCUCCUCCUUCUGAGCGGCGGCUACGUGGUGAACCCCGCUACACGGCAAUGGGCCAAGCUGCCUUCCCCACGGCCGCCAUGCCGCUACGGCAAGGAGCACUUCAUGUACCACCGGUACAUCAUGUUUGACCCUGCCGUGUCGCCGCACUAUGAGGUGCUCGUCGUCCCGGAGGGUCCUUACAGGCGGGGAACACUGGACCGUGGGGUGGCGGCAUGGGAGUGGCCGCCGUCCCCGAUGUUGCUGCAAAUUUUCUCCUCGAGGACGAAUGGGUGGGAGGAGAGAUCAUUCCAGUGGCAAGGGGAGUCGUUCAGCACCGUCGCCGACCUGCCUUGGUCCGGCGACCCAAAAAGUGCUGUCUACUGGCGUGGACACCUCUAUGUGCACCACUAUUUUGUUAUGAGAAUAUCUUUGUCAAGCGGCAAGUACCAAGUAAUUAAACCGCCCCAAGAUAUUAAUUCGAGCAGAACUCCAAAACUACAGCUUGGAAGAUCAGAGAAGGGAGUGUAUCUCGCAUCAAUUGCUUCCCAUGCAGAGCGGCUUCAAGUUUGGAUCCUCGAUGAAUCUUCUGCCCGUCUCGAGUGGGUCCUGAAGUAUCAAGCAGAUAUUAGGCAUAUACUGUCACAUCGGGGCUACAAUCCGAAAGUUCAGGGGUCUUGGGUCAUGGAAGAUAGCAACUAUCAUUCUUAUCAUGAUAGAUUUCCUGAUUACAAAGAACAAGCAUCACUGGAAAAUGGAUUUGAAUGGGACUCAGAUAAUGAGGAUGUUCUUGACACCAAAGAUAAGGUUGAUGGGGAGUACAGAGAAUAUGUUGACAUUAUUGGAUUUCAUCCCCAGAAAGAAGUUGUCUUUUUGAGUGAAUCAUUGGAGAGAGGAUUUGCCUAUCACCUGAGUACCUCAAAGCUUCAGGACUUGGGAUACAUGUAUCCCACACAGUAUGAUUGGUUUGCUGAAGGCGGUAACUUGAUCGAAAGCUCAUUUCCAUACACACCGUGUUGGACCGCAAAGUUCCCUACAAAUAAUUGAUUCAGAAGCGUGUCAUGGAUUAUCAUUUUUACAGAUAGCAACACCCUUGGUGUAUUCAAUUACAGUAGAACAUGUGUAAUGUUACUUUCUCACAUUAUAGUCGAGAUAAAUCUGAAAAAUCUAGUGUUGUAUUUAUUUUAUGUGUACUUUCUAGAAUAGCAUUAAUUAUAUGACCCAUGCAAUAUUGCUUCACAAAUCUCGACAGAUUGUUUAAAUGGAUGUCACGCCAUGGAUUGGAAAAAAUCUCGAUACAGUAAUUUUUGUACUUAUGGUCUUAAGAAAUCAGUACAAAUUUUUAAUUUUCUACUUUCUAGGUAGAAAUGUG